Mycosarcoma maydis (corn smut) is the source of this 1059-nucleotide messenger RNA. RefSeq lists its product as uncharacterized. Gene Ontology annotation, cellular component: fungal-type cell wall. Lineage: Eukaryota; Fungi; Basidiomycota; Ustilaginomycetes; Ustilaginales. The record is from RefSeq and is a predicted model, not a curated record. The transcript is spliced from 2 exons. Gene Ontology annotation, molecular function: hydrolase activity, hydrolyzing O-glycosyl compounds; chitin binding; glycosyltransferase activity. The coding region runs from base 1 to 1059 and encodes 352 amino acids. Gene Ontology annotation, biological process: fungal-type cell wall organization; carbohydrate metabolic process.
AUGGCCUCGUCGCGCUUCACAUCCCUCCUGUUUGCCCUCGCGGCAGCACUCACUAUCUUUACCCUCGUCGUCUCUGCUCAGGAAACAUGCUCUGCAACCUCCAAGUGCGGUGAGGCUGCACCCUGCUGCUCGGCCUACGGAUUCUGUGGCAGCUCCAACGCUUAUUGUCUCGGCCAGUGUGACCCGACCUCCUCCUUCUCGCCUUCUUCGUGCAAACCCAUGCCCAAGUGCAAAUCCCAAACCAUCUCGUUCGAGAACAAUGCCAAGCCUUGGGUUGCCGCCUCGUCCUACCGUGGUGAUCCCAACCAGGCGCCCUUUACCCUCGAUGAAGGCGUUGCUGAGCCUUCCAAAUCUGGAACCAAGCUUAUCUUGACCAAGAGCGGAACUGCCAAACGGGGUACUCUGCUCAGCUCAACUAGAUAUUGGUACUAUGGAUCUGCUAGCGCCGUCAUGAAACACGGCAGUUGGGCAGGCGUUGUCCAUACCUUCAUUGGCAUGUCACCAACGAAAGAUGAGAUUGACUGGGAAUUCACUACAGGCUCUGAUCAGGACGUUCAAACGAACUGGUACUGGUUUGGUGAGCCAGAAGGUUACACACACGGCUUCACUGUUCCUGACGGGACGCUCAACGACAUUAGCAGACCUCGCUUCAGUGUACGCGACUGGCACACGUACACGAUUGACUGGUCGCCUAACCGACUGCGCUGGUCGAUCGACGGUACAGUCGUUCGAACACUCUACCGCAAAAACACGUAUAACAGCCACGACAAACUCUACCACUAUCCGUCUUCGCCCAUGCGUCUACAACUGAGCAUAUGGGGGGCCGGAGAUGGCACGUUUCAACAAGGCACAGUCGACUGGGCGGGUGGCCUGAUCGACUGGAGCCAGGCGCACAACGCAAGGUUCGUCAAUAUGGUCAAAUCAGUCACCAUCUCUUGUAAUGACCCCGAAGACGUCAAGAAUAACCGACCCAACUAUGCGUUCAGCGCUAAACAGACCAAUCCGCAAAACGGCCAGCCCAAAGUGCUGGCUACUAGCAGGUCGUCCAUCAUCUCGUAG